CUACACUGUCGAAACAAGUACCAUCUAAUGACGAGAUCCACCAGAUGACGGUCGUGAUUCAUUGAUUUUACUGCCACGUGUAAAACAAAGGGCCCAACGUACAUCCCAGUUCAACGGUCUCUACCCUAUCAUUUCCCGCGAAUUCAAUGCUGCAAGAGGCGAUGUGCAGGACGGAUCAUGCUCUGCUCGUGGGCUGCAGCAGCAGCAGAAGAAGAAGAACGAUGGCGGACGACAGUGUUCUUCGAUAUUCUUUGGUGUUAUUGGGCGCGGUGGUGUUGGGGAUCGGAAUGUGCACCUUAUCGUUCACGAAGAUGAUCGCAACCUACGUGUUUGGCCUCCUCGCAAUCUCGGGUCUGGUUUUGCCCGAUUGGGAGUUCUUUGACAGGGAUUUCUACCAAUGGCUUUCUCCAAUGCCUGCUCGCGACCCUUCCACUCCAGCGUAUAGGCCUGCAAGGUUUAGAAUCUAUCCCAUGAGACUAGUUUUAUUCACUACUGUCUAUGGCUUUGGUCUAUACAAGUGGUGGAACUUCAUAACAAACUAGGCGGGAGAUGAUGCGGUGCAGCUGGAAGAACCAAAAAUUGUAGCGCUAUCAGUCUACAGUACAUGUGGCAAUAUGAUCGGCAAAUCUGGUCUACCCAUGGCAACUCAGAGCAUGGAUGUUUGAUGUCUCAAAAACCAUAGUUAAUAGACAAUCCUAUCCAUCAGAUCUCUGGCCAUGAAAGCCACGGUGACAUUUUAUGGUAACACGUGCAGUAGGACAAUCUGUAGAAAAGGCAAUGGAUAGGAUUGUCUCGUGGGUGUUAUAUUUGAAACGAGGGCAGCAUAUGGGUGGACCCGAUUCGUUCAACACCCCGCCACGUGUCCUGUGGGGAGAUGGCCCGACCACAUUCCCGUUCUUUCGGAUCUACGGUGUGAUCUCCCUUUCAGAAUAGGGCAUGUUCCUUGUGGGCCCCGCAAUGAAUAGCUCAGAUCUCCCAUUUGCUCUCUGCCCAGGUGCAUCACCCGAACCAUUUUAUUGGUAAAUACAAGCAAUGUUCGCUGGUAAUUGUGGCCCCACUCUUAGUGAUUUCUGGCCGUCCAAAUGAAGUGGUAAAAGAUGCAAUUAACCGGCCCAGACACAUGCAAGGGAUCAAAAUGUAUCCUUGUUUCGAUUGAAAGAUGUUAUUGUUUUGAAUACUAUCUAAUAAUAUUCAUGGAAGAGAUUAUUGAGGAGCCAACCUGUGA
Magnolia sinica is the source of this 1225-nucleotide messenger RNA. RefSeq names its product signal peptidase complex-like protein DTM1. The record is from RefSeq and is a predicted model, not a curated record. The transcript is spliced from 4 exons. Lineage: Eukaryota; Viridiplantae; Streptophyta; Magnoliopsida; Magnoliales; Magnoliaceae. Gene Ontology annotation, biological process: anther wall tapetum development. Bases 147 to 542 code for a protein of 131 amino acids. Gene Ontology annotation, cellular component: endoplasmic reticulum membrane; signal peptidase complex.